Molecule: messenger RNA, 2299 nt
Organism: Vigna angularis (adzuki bean)
Lineage: Eukaryota; Viridiplantae; Streptophyta; Magnoliopsida; Fabales; Fabaceae
Product: cysteine-rich receptor-like protein kinase 44
Exons: 7
Coding region: 58-2112 (684 amino acids)
Biological process (GO): protein phosphorylation
Molecular function (GO): ATP binding; protein kinase activity
Source: RefSeq, a predicted model, not a curated record
ACCAAAAGUACGAAACUUACUGAAGGAAAUUCUGGUUAUCAAGUGACAGCACCAAUCAUGAUAAUACGCAAAGCUUCAGUUAAGGUUGUUGGUUGUUCUGAUUAUGUGAUGGGUGCUGUUUCUUGCAUGCUUCUUUUCUUUCUCUGUUGUCUAAUACCUGAAGCCAGUGCCCAGUAUCUCUUCCUAAACUGCGAUAACAACAACGGGAACUACACAGCUAAUGGCACCUAUAGCACCAAUCUCAACACCCUUUUAUCCACUCUUUCUUCCAACACAGAAAUCAACUAUGGUUUCUACAACUUCUCCCAUGGUCAAAACUCAGACAGAGUCAACGCCAUUGGGCUGUGCAGGGGAGAUGUGGAGCAAAAUCCGUGCCGCAGUUGCCUCAAAGAUGCCGGAGGCAAUAUCACAGAGCUUUGUCCAAACCAGAAACAGGCUGCUAUAUAUUAUGACAACUGCAUGUUGCGCUACUCAAACGACUCAAUAUUUGGGGUCUUGGAUAUUUCUCCCCACUUUUAUAUGUGGAACUCAAAUAAUGCAACAGGAGCGGCUGAGUUCAAUCAAGUGCUUCAAAACUUAUUAAGGGAACUGAGAGAUAAAGCAGCAUCCGGUGACUCCCGUCGUAAGUAUGCUACGAAUAAUGACACAACUACCAAUUUUCAAGCCAUAUAUGGUCUUGUGCAAUGCACCCCUGAUUUGACUCAGACACAGUGCAACGAUUGCUUGGAUGAGGCUAUCUCACGAAUCCCAACUUGCUGCAACGACAAGAGAGGUGGUAGAGUUGUUGGACCCAGCUGCAAUAUUAGAUAUGAAGAUUAUCGCUUCUAUGAACAGACAACGAUAAUAGACCCAGAGACACCACCACCCACAAUUAACACUUCCACGGAAGAAAGUAGCAACACAACAACAAUUGUCAUUGCCGUAGUUGUGCCUACUGUUGCUGUUGUUUUUCUCAUCUGUCUCUUCAUUUGUUUAAGGAGGAGAAAGGCAAGGAAAAAUCUUGAAGUUAAAAAAGAAGAAAGAGAAGAAGAAGAUGAAGAUGAGGAUGAAAUUAAAAUUGCCGAGUCGUUGCAAUUCAACUUUGACACAAUACGAGUUGCUACCGAGGACUUCUCUGAUUCUAAUAAACUUGGACAAGGCGGAUUUGGAGCUGUUUACCGGGGUAAACUCUCCAAUGGACAGAUAAUUGCAGUGAAAAGGUUGUCAAGAGAUUCUGGGCAAGGAGAUGUUGAAUUUAAGAAUGAAGUGGUUUUAGUGGUGAAGCUUCAGCACCGAAAUUUAGUUCGGCUACUCGGUUUCUGCUUGGAAGGAAGAGAAAGACUACUUGUCUAUGAAUUUGUUCCCAAUAAAAGCCUUGAUUAUUUCAUAUUUGAUCCAGCCAUGAAAGCACAAUUGGAUUGGGAAAAGCGCUACAAAAUCAUUAGAGGUAUUGCUCGAGGUCUUCUCUACCUUCACGAAGAUUCUCAACUACGAAUUAUCCAUCGUGAUCUCAAAGCAAGCAACAUUCUCUUAGAUGAAGAGAUGAAUCCUAAGAUAGCAGAUUUUGGCAUGGCAAGACUGGUUUUAUUGGAUCAAACUCAAGCAAACACAAGUAGAAUUGUUGGAACCUAUGGAUAUAUGGCACCAGAAUAUGCAAUGCAUGGACAGUUUUCAGUGAAAUCAGACGUCUUUAGUUUUGGUGUACUGAUUCUUGAGAUUGUAAGCGGCCAGAGAAACAGUGGAAUUAAUAAUGGGGAGAAUAUGGAGGAUUUACUAAGCUUCGCUUGGAGAAACUGGAAGGAGGGGAAGGCAUUGAAUAUUGUAGAUCCAUCACUUAACAACAAUUCACGGAAUGAAAUGCUGAGAUGCAUCCAUAUUGGGUUACUCUGUGUUCAAGAAAAUUUAGUUGACAGACCGACCAUGGCUACCAUUAUCCUGAUGCUUAAUAGCCAUUCUCUGAGUCUCGCUAUUCCAGCCGAACCUGCAUUUUAUAUGAACAGUAGAACUAGAAGCUUUCCAGGGAUGCAGUCAUGGGAGUAUAAUUCAAGGGAAAUGGGAUCAAGUGAACCAAUACUUAAAUCAGCUCAAGAAUCAGAAAAUGAAGCUUCAAUUACUGAGCUAUACCCUCGCUAGAUGUUCAUCAAAGGGGAUUCAUUUAUCAUCUUUGUUUCUUUGCUUAAAACAAAACAGAAUGUCUUCUAGUCUGCAGAAUUGAGUUAAAUACAUCUCACAUCCUUUGCCAAAACUGAGAUUGAAAAUAUCCAAAACUUUUUAACCGAUUCCACAUCACAUCAACUAAUCUCACAAAUAUCCAAAAAUA